Messenger RNA from Penicillium vulpinum, 255 nucleotides. Its product is annotated as cytochrome b5-like heme/steroid binding domain-containing protein. The transcript has 2 exons. Gene Ontology annotation, molecular function: heme binding. The record is from RefSeq and is a predicted model, not a curated record. Bases 1 to 255 code for a protein of 84 amino acids. Lineage: Eukaryota; Fungi; Ascomycota; Eurotiomycetes; Eurotiales; Aspergillaceae. Gene Ontology annotation, cellular component: intracellular membrane-bounded organelle; membrane.
AUGUCUCAAACAUUCACCCCUGCCGACGUGGCCUCCCACAACACCGCCGAUAAGGGCCUCUACAUCAUUAUCGACAGCAAUGUCUUCGAUGUAACCAAGUUUGCCGACGAGCACCCUGGCGGCGCAAAGAUUCUCAAGCGUGUGGCGGGCAAGGAUGCCUCGAAGCAGUUCUGGAAGUAUCACAAUGAAUCUGUCCUGAAGAAGUACACGCCCAAGCUGAAGGUUGGCGAGGUCAAGGAUGCUGCAAAGCUUUGA